Molecule: messenger RNA, 624 nt
Organism: Stylonychia lemnae
Lineage: Eukaryota; Ciliophora; Spirotrichea; Sporadotrichida; Oxytrichidae
Source: the annotation of a GenBank genome assembly
AUGAUUAGAAAGUUAAACACUAGUAAUGUAUUUCUCAGACCUAAUGAAGAUGUUGAAAAUGCAGCCUUAGAGUCUCAAAUAAAUGCUGAAGAAUAUUAAAAAAUAUCUGAAGAAAGAAAAUCAAUCUCUGAUUAACAACGUAAAAUGUCUCAUAGUUAAAACUAAGAUCGUUUGGAAAUAAAAUUUGAAGGCUCUUUGGGCUCGGGUGAUCUUAUUAAUCAACCCACUUACUCGGAUGGCAAGAAGAAUGAAAAACCUACCCGAAGUUAUUUAGAAAGCGAAAUUGUUAGAACAGGCACUAAUCUACAUACUCUGAGCUAAGAGUUCAUAACUUUCAAUUCUAAUCUCUAAAAUAUUAGCCAACAACACCAAGACUUCAGCAAAUAACAAGACAUUAAAAUGUUAUAACUUGAUAAAAGAUUAUAAAACUAAGAAAAGAUUAGCAAAAAUAUUUUAGAAAAUAUGAAAUAACUGGUUGAUCAUACAAAAAUACAAGAGAGCCACAAUUAAAGAAAUGAGGAGAUUUUUGAAAAAAUCCUUGAUCAAUUGAAACUUAUCAAUAAUAAUUUAGUGGCUAAUAUGGGACCAAAUAUCUAAUAUAAGAAAGACCUAAUUUUGGGAUGA